This is a messenger RNA of Cephus cinctus (wheat stem sawfly), 2876 nucleotides long. It is a transcript of the gene Lnpk, whose product is annotated as endoplasmic reticulum junction formation protein lunapark-B. The coding region runs from base 306 to 1517 and encodes 403 amino acids. Gene Ontology annotation, biological process: endoplasmic reticulum tubular network organization. The transcript is spliced from 9 exons. The record is from RefSeq and is a predicted model, not a curated record. Lineage: Eukaryota; Metazoa; Arthropoda; Insecta; Hymenoptera; Cephidae. Gene Ontology annotation, cellular component: endoplasmic reticulum tubular network.
GUCCUUGUCGUCAUUGGCGUCGUCGACGUGUGUUGUGUAUAUUUUUGUUCGCCGAUCAAGUCGUUGAAAGUUUGUUACAACAAGGACUAUACUCUAUAAAUAUCGAACCUAAUUGGGUAGCAUUUAAAUUUAGAACGUGCAAGUACAUAGGCCGUAACGGAGUGAAAGAAGGCCGCAGCCACGACGCCCAAUUCUAUUUUAAAAUCUUGCGGGUUCGCCGUGGUCAGUCUCAUCAAGUCUGACAUAUUGGCUAGAUUAUUCUUUAAUCUGUGGAUUCUUUCAAUUCAUAAAUAUACAAGAAUAUAAUGGGGAUACUCCUGUCCAGGUUUCGCAAAACAAAAACAACCAUUGAGGUCCUGGAAGAUUUAGAUGCAAAGAUCAAAGACAUAGAAGAAUAUGGACAAAGUACAGAAACGAGGCAUAAAAAGAUUGUUGGGAGACUUGUCAUUUACAGUGUUGCUCUUUAUAUUGUGGUAUCACUUAUUUUCUAUUUCAUCUUUUUCCCAGCAGCUUUAUACGAUCAAAUAUUCUACAUGACGCCACUUCUGUUAUUCCCUUUUCUAAUACUGUUCACAAAAAAAUUAAUCUCAUGGUACUAUAAGAGAAAAAUAUCCAGAAACCAAGAAAAACUAAUAACCAUGCAGAGCGAAAAGAAGAAGAUAUUGGACCAGGUCACAGAAACAGAAACUUUUAAGAAAGCCAAGGAGAUAUUACUGAAGUUUGCACCUGAUCAACUACGGAUGACACCUUUGACGCCUAAGCCGAUGUCUAAGGUAGUAGCACCUACCGAAACGCCACGUCGACCUAGCACACCGCAAGCUAUUGUACCGACAUUGCCUGGAGCCGGCGAAUUAAGACGCAGAGCGUUGACAGUUUCGAAUCUACCACAAAAAAAUCAAAUCGGUAAUCCUGCUAACAGUGGUCUUGCACCAGUUGGCGUAACUUCUGCGCAAACUCCAAUUUGUAGUACCCCCAUCCAGUCAGCUACCAGAUUCACUAAUGACCCAAGAACAGGCCCCAGAGCUCCUCUACCACGUCCUAUACUUCCUCAACAAAGAAGCUACUUGGAUCGCUUGGUGGAAUACUUAGUGGGUGAUGGACCAUCGAAUCGUUAUGCUCUAAUUUGCCGCCAAUGUGAAUCUCAUAACGGAAUGGCACUUAAAGAGGAAUUUGAAUAUUUUGGAUUCAGAUGUUGCUACUGUAACUUCUGGAAUCCAGCGAGAAAGCAGAAACCCUCAGCUCCAAAAUUGGAUUUUGAUACCAGUGCUAAUGUUAAUACUAGUCUAAUUAUCGGCAAUCAAUCAUUGGGUAAUGUUCUCGGUGAUACUCAGCAGUCUGCAAAACCCACUCCAGAUGAUGGUACUUCCACUACAUCGGACACAGACUCGGAUAUAGAGGUGGUGGAGAAGCCAAAAGAAGACGAGACGGAAGAGAAUGAGAAGAAAGAUAAUGAGAAGAAUGAGAAUGAAAAGGAUGAGAAUGAAAAGGAGGAGAAUGCGGAGAAGGUAGAAAACUAAGAGAGAAAGAAAUGAAACUAGAGAAUAUACAAGAGAGUAAGUGAAACUAUUUAUAAAACAGAAAUAAAACAGCGAGCUUCGAUUACAUUAUCAAUUUUACACGCAGCAUCGAUUGAAAGUCCCGAGUCGGAAAUCGUAACAAAAAAAAAACAGGAGGAGGAGGAGGAAAUAUUGCAAACUGAGAAAAUGGAAGUCGAAAAACCUCCAAAUUUAUAAGUCACUUAUCGUCGCUUUUUUAAAUUGGAAACUAAUUAAAAUUAAUUAUUAAGCGUUACAGAUCAUUUCGAUCGAUACCUUUUUGUAUGUCUAAGACGUUGAAGGGAAGAUAGAAAAAAUUAGAAAAACUUUAUUACGAGCAAGACUGUUAAUCUCUUGUCAGUAAUAUAUUAGGUAUGUAUUCGUAAGGAAAAAAAAGUACGUUACAUUCGUUAAAAAGCGUUUUAAUGAUUGUGGAUUCUCCAUUAUUUUUCUCUCUCUGAUAAACCAAUUUCUGAAUUAGAUCUGGAACCCAUAAUGGCGGCGGGUUCUGUAAACAUUUGGUCAGUAGUUGGCCCUUCCAGAUGAAAAUUUUUGUUCAAAGAUCGUACACUUCGUGCCACGGUCAGAAGUGUCUGUUGGAAGAAGAGAAAAAAAUUGUUUUGAAUCGUAUAAAAUAUAAUUAUAGCUUCCGUUGUGUCUCUCAGUGCUUAUUAAUGGGGAAUGAAUUAUAGUAAUUACCGCAUUCAUUAUUAAUAGUUAAAAAUUCUCAAUUUAUACUAGAUCAUCCUCAUAUCUUGUUAUUCAAACAUAUUAAUUUAUAAUCAGUAAAAUUUAAAACGGAAUCUUUAAUGUGUCCACAACUUGUCAAGAUAUUACCUGUUCGUCGUGCUGUGCGAUUAUGGAAUAAAUUUACGGAAUGCUGAUUACGCUGAUGAGAUAUAGAGCAUUAUUUAUUAAUGUUUAAGUGUCCUUGUGUAAAACCGUUUUAGCGGUUUUCAAUACGUAACGACACCGUCUUGAUUUUCAAUUAAUUCGAUCGAAUUAACGAAUUCAACUCGCAAAUUCAUUCUGCUCGUCACUAGAUACGAAGUUGCGAUGCGUGUUAGUGAGUCAAUUUUUCUAUUAACUGCGAAACUGUGACGUAAUAUAAGAUAGAAAAUGAUUUAUUGCGAGUUCGACGCUUCGUUUUAACGAUCGUUAAUUGAAGUUCAUAUAUUUAUCUGUAUUUUUAAGAAGUCGACUAACUGAAGUAACGCGUAAUAAGACUUAUACUAGUGUAUAAUCCUACGAAACUUGAUCGGCUAUUGUCACUUGUAUUUAUAAGAGAAUCAAUUGAUUUGGAAUAUUGUUGGAUGAAAUAUACUUUUGAAUGAAAACUAA